Panonychus citri (citrus red mite) is the source of this 2172-nucleotide messenger RNA. RefSeq lists its product as uncharacterized. The coding region runs from base 296 to 1498 and encodes 400 amino acids. NCBI's taxonomy places the organism in Eukaryota, Metazoa, Arthropoda, Arachnida, Trombidiformes, Tetranychidae. Gene Ontology annotation, molecular function: protein binding. The transcript has 6 exons. The record is from RefSeq and is a predicted model, not a curated record.
CGAUGAAAGGAAAAAUAAUUUGGUGAUCAAUUGUUUUUCUGAUUCAAGUUUUUAAAAGUUUUCGUUUGUUAUUGAAUUUUGUAUGUUAACUAUUUUCAUAUUUGUUUUACCGAUUCGAUUGAUCAAUUUCUCAGUGUAGCCAUUUAAAGGAAACACACAUAUAAACUUUAAUUGUUUCAAAAUGUUCAACAAUCAAUCCAUUUGAUUAACAGUCUUUAAAGUGAUUAUCACUCUCUUAGAAUCCUCUAAUUGUAAACAAUUUUAAUUUCUCCUAAUAAUUUAGUUAUUAUCGAAAAUGAUUUCUACUCUAAAUGAUGAUUGUCUUAUUCAUAUUUUCAACCAUUUGUUUGAUUUUGAAGAUUUAGUUAAUUGUUUCAAUGUUUGUAUCCAUUGGGAGGAAUUGGUUAAAUCAAGAUUAUCAAGAGUUAAAUAUGCAACAAUUAUUAAUACUUACGAUUAUCAAUGUUUACCAAUUCUCGAGAAUCAAUCAUCAACCGAAAUUUAUUGGAAUUCAAUUUAUAUUUAUAUUAAUCACUCAGAGAGAAAAAAUUUACUCCAAUAUUUAGGAAGUUAUUUUUUACCAAAGCUUCGAAUUAUUGAUCUUCAAUCAAUGAUUAUCGAUGAAAACUUUUCCAAAUCGAUUGUUUUUUCCGAAUUCUCGAAAUUUUUGUCAACUUCGAAAACAAUCAAGGGACUAAUUGAACCUUUUUAUUACGAGUCGAAUUUUUCUAAAUUCUGUCCUAACAUCGAAAUGCUGGUCACUUGCCGACUCGAACUGACCAAUAUCGACCCGGUAAAUGGACCUAAACUUAAACAGCUCAGACUAUUUGGUUAUCAUUCAAUAUUUUGGGAAAAUAUUAGUAACCUAAUCAACUUGGAAUCACUUUACAUAAGUUUUGUUAAUUUUGAUCAUUUGAAACACUUUAAAAGUGUACGAAUCGGAUUUCCUAAUUUGAUUACCUUGAUUCACACUUAUUGGGAUGAUAAGAAUUACGUUGCAUUUAAUUUAAUUGAUAAUUGUCCUAAAUUGCGAAGUGUUUAUCUAUUUUAUACUCGAAGUGGACUAAUUGAGAUCAACGAUCAGAUCGAAAACUUAUCGAUAAAAGAUUUCGUCUUUGAAUUUGCUGUAAAAAGUUAUUCACUUAAUUGGAAUUGGAAUUUAUUUAAUUUAAUAUUGACCAAGUAUCGAAACAUUGAACAUUUGGCCAUUCGAGGAAACAAUCAACUAGCCGAUCUUCACGUUCCUUUAAUUGUUCAACUAUUACCUAAUUUAGUUCUUCUUGAUAUGAGAGAUUCUCCAUUGAUUACCAGUUCAUCUAAACAAUUUAUUGAUUCAUUUAAUUUGCUAACCAAAAGAUCAAUAAGUUUUUUAUUUGGACAAAAUAAACAUUUUGAUUUCGAUCCAAACAAUUUAAAUCUAAUUGACAUUGGACCAGAUUUUAUGAGAACUCAUUUUUUCAAGCAUAUCUCUCAACUUCCAUACUUAAUUGAUCAAUAAAAUUAGUAAAAUAUUUUCUUUUCUAAUUGGAAAAUAAUUUUCAUUAUUCAUAUUGAAAAGAAAUUUAAAAGUAACUUUGAAUUUCCCGCUUUUCGUUAAAUUCUCAAUUUGUUUUCUCUUCUAUGAGAGUGACACCUGUUGGUCUAUUUGCGAAAAUGUUAAAAAAAGAGGAUGAAAAAAAAGAAAGACAAAUUGAAGAUUCUUAGUCUUCUUCUUUCUUUAUCAUCUGUCUAAUUUUGGGUUUUACUCUGAGUUUUUUUUUAGUUUUUCCACUCUACAGUUCCAACAUAUUGGGUGAACACUGAUUUAUAUAUAUAUUUAUAUAUAUUGUGUGUGGUGGUGAACGAAACUCAAGUAAGAAAAGAGAGUAAAAAAAACCAUUGAGAGAGAGAGAGAGUCGAGAUCAAAACACAAAGAUGAUGAUGAGUAUGAGUGUGAUGAUGAAGAUGAAGAUGAUGAGUAUGAUGAGUACAUGAUGAUGUUAGUUAUCUGUGCAAGAUGAGAGAAAUGUAAAUUUUGAUUGCUAAAUGUAAAUUGUACAACAACAUCUUAAAACCAUUUACCAUUUUUCAGUUUCUUUUUUUUUCUCUUCUCUUCUUAAUUUCCUUCCCUUUGCUCUUCUGCCUAAAAAAAGGCUGAAAAGUCAAGUGUAUUAAUAAUAUUGUUAAUAAUAA